Alternaria triticimaculans is the source of this 1119-nucleotide messenger RNA. RefSeq lists its product as uncharacterized. The record is from RefSeq and is a predicted model, not a curated record. The transcript has a single exon. Gene Ontology annotation, molecular function: DNA binding. NCBI's taxonomy places the organism in Eukaryota, Fungi, Ascomycota, Dothideomycetes, Pleosporales, Pleosporaceae. The coding region runs from base 1 to 1119 and encodes 372 amino acids.
AUGCAGGGUAUGUCACAACCCGGCGCCGUGAAUGCUCCUGGCGUCGCUGCCACAAAUCGCUUUCCUGCUGGUUUCGUCCCCAACCAGCAAUACCUUUCUCACAUGCCGGGUAGGUCACAACCCGGCGCCGUGAGCACUCCUGGCGUCGCUGCCACUAAUUGCUUUCCUGCCGGUUUCGUCCCCAACCAGCAAUACCCUUCUCACAUGCCGGGUAGGUCACAGCCCGGCGCCGUGAGCACUCCUGGCGUCGCUGCUACUAAUCGCUUUCCUUCUGUUUUCGUCCCAAAGCCUAUGUUCCAGAAUGUUAGGAGGAACUUCACGCCUGGGUUUCAGCAGCAGCACAGUGGCAUUAUCGAUGCUACUACACAUGGUCAGAGUUUCGACCUCACACGGGAUGAUGGCGGGGACGUGCCUCCAACAUGGCCAACAACUCCUAACGUCCCCGUUCCCUCCGCGCCUACCAAGAGGAAGAGGCAGUCAGGAGAAGAAGACGAGGUACCAAAGGUACCAAAGAAGAGGGGCAGGCCUCCUAAGGCGAAGCCUAUGGACGAGGUGCCCAAGGUACCAAAGAAGAGGGGAAGACCUCCCAAGACUAGGCCGGUCGUCGUAGCCCAGGAACCAACUCCUGACACCACCACGACCACCAACUCCUCAUUAGAGGAACAAUUCGCGUUCGAAGCGACCCCGUUUGCCGACUUCAACGAGUACACCAUCGACGCACGCGUCGAGGCAGGAACCCCCUGCCGCCUACAAGAGCGUGGGCAAGACAGCAUCGAAGCUGUAGAAACCGUUGACAACCUCCCGGCCUUCUCUUUCCCCGCGUUUUCAGCGGCUGAGAGUAUAUGGGCGGACGCCCCGAUGGUCCAAGAACCUUGGAUCAUGGAUGUGGCGCCCGCUGACGACCUCCCGGCUUCCUUUUUCCCGGCGUGUCCAGCGGUUGACAGUAUGCUGGAGGACGCCACGCUACCGCAAGAAUCUGAGAUCGUGGAGCGGGGUUCCUUUGAGGAGCUCAUGGAUGCCUUUGAAGCUAGAGCUGCAGCGGAUGAUUUGGCUGCGAAUGCGGCAACAGACGAGUUUGUGUGCGGCUGGAACGAUAAUCUGGAGGAUCUGAUAUUUUGA